AUCGAACGGCAACGUCACGUCUGAAGUCCACAAUGGCGGAAGAAACAGUUUUAAAUGAAGGGUCAUCCUUCAUGGAUCCCUUUAAAGGCCUUCUGUUGACAUAUUUUAUGCCAGAAACAUGUUACGACGAGUUCUUUCUCAAUUUCAACUUCCUGCACGUACCAUGUCUGAAGGUUGUACUGAGCAAAGGCCUGGGGAUCGGCAUCAUCCUCGGAUCAGUGAUGGUGAAGCUGCCUCAGAUCUUCAAGCUGAUGGGAGCAAAGAGCGCUGAGGGGCUGAGCUUCCAGACUGUGCUGCUGGAGCUGCUGGCCAUCACAGGAACAAUGGCCUACAGUAUCGUCAACAAGUUCCCCUUCAGUGCCUGGGGCGAGGCUCUGUUCCUCAUGCUGCAGACUGUCGCCAUCGGCUUCCUCAUUCAGCACUACGGAGGAAGAAGUGGCAGAGGUGUCCUGUUUCUGGUCGUGUACUUUGCCCUGCUGGUCCUCGUGCUGUCUCCUCUCACUCCCAUCUCAGUGGUCACCUACAUGCAGGCCUCCAACAUGCCAGCUAUCAUCAUCGGCAGGCUGAUCCAGGCAGCCGCUAACUUCCGUAACGGACACACCGGCCAGCUGUCUGCUGUCUCCGUCUUCCUGCUGUUUGCUGGAUCCCUCGCCCGCAUCUUCACCUCACUACAGGAAACUGGAGACUCGCUGAUGGCCCUCACCUACGUCAUAUCCUCCGCCUGUAACGGCGUCAUCGCUAUGCAGGUCCUCUACUACUGGAACUGCUCCCCAGAAGGCAAGAAGAAGAAGAAAAAGAAGAGCGAGUAGGCGAAGGACAGUCGCUAGACUUCAAUCACAGAGCAACGCUUCUCUUUCCAAAUCCAAACCUUCGACAUUCUCAAAGAGGUGUCUUCAAAACUUGAACUAAUUGACACAUGAAAUGCAUGCACAGAGCCGCUGGGACGCGUGGGACGCCCAAUCUGCUGAAUCUGCUGGACAAACACUUUGAAAUAAGGACGUGAACACAACAUGCCGAGCAGAUCUUCCACGUCUUUCCAUGGUUUUGUUGGUGAUGUUAAGCUGUGAGCAGGACUGCUGUGCUGUUAUUACAUUCCUCCUGGCCCUCAUUCCCUCAGGCUGUGUUCACACUGCUGCGUUAAAACGGUUCAUUUCUACCUUCCAGGGCCUCCGAUUACCAUUCUGACCAUCCAGAUUAUUUAAUAAUCAUCUGAAA
Centropristis striata (black sea bass) is the source of this 1215-nucleotide messenger RNA. RefSeq names its product mannose-P-dolichol utilization defect 1b (gene mpdu1b). The transcript has 7 exons. Bases 33 to 809 code for a protein of 258 amino acids. NCBI's taxonomy places the organism in Eukaryota, Metazoa, Chordata, Actinopteri, Perciformes, Serranidae. Gene Ontology annotation, biological process: oligosaccharide biosynthetic process. The record is from RefSeq and is a predicted model, not a curated record.